GAAUAGGUUGGGAGAAGUCAAAAUUGUUUCAAUUAUUUUAUAUACGAAUAAAAUAUAUUUAAUAAUAUUUAAAUUGUAAUAUCAAUUAAUAUGAGUCCAAUCAAUAAAACAACUGUGGGCAUAGCUGCGGGUGUUGCAAGUACACUUUUCAUUGGCUAUUGUAUUUAUUUCGACAACAAACGACGUGCUGACCCCGAAUACAAGAAGAAAUUACGCGAGCGACGACGUCAUAACUGCAAAAAUGAAAAUGCUACCCGUAAUGGAAUACCAAAUUUUAAUGAUCAAGAAGCAAUUGAGAGAUAUUUCAUGCAAGAAAUCCACAUGGGGGAAUCGUUAAUUGCCCGCGGUGAACUAGAGAACGGUGUCAGGCAUCUUGUCAAUGCAAUACUAGUAUGUGGACAACCAGGACGCCUCUUAGAAAUGUUGCAGGCAUCAUUACCAGCACAAGUAUUUGCCAUGCUGAUACUAAAAAUGCAAGAAGUCGGUAAUCGCGUAAAUACCGAAUUGAAUGAUAAAUCGAAAAUAGUUACAGUUAAGUCAAUUGGAAGCAACGAGAACUCGGAUGACAUUAAUCGUGCUCAAGCUGGAGUUCUAAUUGAUGAUCUGGAGUCGUAACAGGAGCUAUUUUAAUGUGAAACAUAUUUGCUUAGAAUUUUUUAUCUGGCUGGAGUGACGAAUGACGCAUGUAUACGUAUUUCCAUAAGUAUUUGUGCGUAGUACUGAUUAAAUAACACACAUGAAAUAACUUUAAGGUAAAAUCUUUGACAGUAUGAGGAGAUUGUUUGCAGCUUCAGUAGAUUAGUAAAUUUGUAAUUUAUUUUGAAUGGAGUGAUGUAUAUGAAUCGACAAUUUAUGUUGUAGUGAAAUUAACAGUUAUUAAAUGGUUAACAACCUGCAGCUAGUAACGGCUGAAUUUUGUAUUUGUGAAUGGC
Molecule: messenger RNA, 932 nt
Organism: Anastrepha obliqua
Lineage: Eukaryota; Metazoa; Arthropoda; Insecta; Diptera; Tephritidae
Product: mitochondrial import receptor subunit TOM20 homolog B-like
Exons: 1
Coding region: 91-615 (174 amino acids)
Biological process (GO): protein targeting; protein import into mitochondrial matrix; tRNA import into mitochondrion
Cellular component (GO): mitochondrial outer membrane; mitochondrial outer membrane translocase complex
Molecular function (GO): transmembrane protein transporter activity
Source: RefSeq, a predicted model, not a curated record